Laccaria bicolor S238N-H82 is the source of this 2178-nucleotide messenger RNA. RefSeq lists its product as uncharacterized. The coding region runs from base 1 to 2178 and encodes 725 amino acids. The transcript is spliced from 12 exons. The record is from RefSeq and is a predicted model, not a curated record. Lineage: Eukaryota; Fungi; Basidiomycota; Agaricomycetes; Agaricales; Hydnangiaceae.
AUGGAUCCCAGGUCCUUGACUACUCUUCCAGAAAUCCUAUCAGCUCUUUCCGCAUUUCAGUCCGAAGAGGCAGAGCUCUCCAAUGCUUUGUCCGACUUGCUCGACGCCAGAGACCCCAUCGUUGCUUCCUUGAACCGUUUACGUUCGCUGCUCCCUCAGCUCGACGAAUGUCGGCUAGAAGCCUCCUUUUUAUCACAAAAAGUUUCCAACACAGCGAAAACUGCUGAAAGAGUGGGUAGUCGCGUACGGUGUCUUGAUGAGGAAAUGGGACGCGUCCGAGAGGCAGCAGACCGUGUUGGACAGGUCAUGGAUCUCAAGUCGUCUCUCGCGUCGCUACAGGCGUCUAUCGACAGUCGAGAUUGGGAGUCAGCUGCAAGACACUGCGCUAGAGCCAUGUCGCUGCCCCUUGAGGUCAUCUCUGGUCCUUUCGCGGAAACAGCUGUUCCCACUUCAGAGAGCCAUUUACCUCCAGUGCAAACGUUGCAAGCUGCAAGGGAAAAGCUUCUGGUCAUCUUCCGACAAAACUUUGAGCAAGCAUCACGGUCUCGAGAUUCUACAGCGACCAGUCGCUUCUUCAAGUUAUUUCCAGCCAUUGGCUGGGAGACGGAGGGUCUCGAUGCGUACGCUGCAUUUGUCGUUGACCUCGUUCGUGUCCGAGCCCCCGCGUCAGCAAAGACCUCAUCGCCCCUCUACUACAUUACAGCUUUGACAGCGUUAUUUGAAAGCAUUGCUAUGAUUGUGGAUCAACAUCAACCGGUUGUAGAAAAGUAUUAUGGUUCAGGGAAGAUGGAGAUUGUGGUGCAACGUCUGCUGGAAGAGUGUGAUAGAGUGACGAAGAGCUUGAGAGAUGGGUGGGAGGAGGAUAGGUCUAUGAAACGAAAGCUGGCUGAAGUGAUCAAUAACCCCCCCAUACCCAUGUUCUCUUCAGGUAUCCGAAGGCAGCAAACUAUGGUGGCUGAUGAGGCAGUGAUCGAUCCAAGAGACAUCGACAAAGUCUUGUCCGAGAUAGCAGGGAUGAUGAGUCGCUGGAAUCUGUUUAAGAAAUUCUUGUCCGAGGCUCUCAAGAAGGAAUCUACAGAAGAACCGGAAAACUUGACUUCCCAGCAUCUUUCUGAAACUCGUUUGGUUGAUGACACGUCCUCAAAUGGUGUCUUCGAAGACCUUGUUACCGCAUAUUACAUCCCUCUUGAAAUUUGGUACACUCGGACAAUCAUCGACAAGGCGCAUCGACUAUCCUCUACAGAUUUAUCACAGUCGCCAAUCACCACCACUACGCCUGACGACGUCUUUUAUAUUUUGAAAUCCGUGACCUCACGCCUUCUCACCACUGGCUCUCUCACCAGCGUGGAACGCACGCUCGAACAGCUGAGGGAUACCAUCGAUCAAGAUUAUAUUGGCGUCAUUAAAAAGAGGCUUGAUGAGAUUUAUCGAAAUCCUGGAUCAGGUAAUUCCAACGUUCGUCCAGAUAGGGUGGAAAGGGAAAAUCGCAUCGCGUUCAUAACGCUUUUGAACGAUCUUGACUUGUCAGCGUCCCAUCUAGAACGCCUGAUCCGAGAUCUCAGUGAAAGCUCUUCAAUCCCGCAGCAUUUUAGAGAUAAAGAACAGACACUUGUAAAAGGUCAUAUUUCUUCAUUCUCGACUCUUGUGUCUCGCUUUCGGUCCACUCUUAGAGUUGGAGUUGAGCAACUCUUCAACCAACUCAUUCGGCCAAAGCUGCGAAACCUUGUCCCUGAUAUCUACAAAGAUAUUUCGUAUGUUUUGGACGACGAUGGGUAUUCCACAGCAGACUAUCAGGAUCUAACACGCAAACGCUUUGUCAAAGUAUGGGAGAGUUUGGUUGAUGGUUACAAGGAUACGUUUUCUGAUGGUAAUUAUCGCAUGUUCUUUGGCCUGGCUUUAGAGGUCCUUCUUCGACCAUGGGAAAAAUUUGUGUUGGGUCUGAGGUUCACGGAGCUUGGGGCAAUCCGUUUCGACCGAGACCUGCGAGGAAUCACGACUUAUCUUGCCUCUCAAAUUGCUUUUGGUGACGUUAGGGAAAAGUUUUUGCGCUUGCAGCAAAUAUCUACUCUACUCAAUUUGGAUAGUGAGGAGGAUGUGGACGAGUUUUAUAAUGGUUCUGGCAUAUCAUGGAAACUGAGCACACAAGAAGCAAAGACGAUUGCGAGUCUAAAAUUGUAA